GCCUGCCAGGGGCAGCUUUCCCUGCAGGAUGGGAGCGGGGCUGGGACAGCUCCGCUGCCUUCGGCCGGAGCCCCCAGCUCCCCUGGGAACCCCGGCUGCCGCUGAGCUGCGUCAUUGCAGCAGCCCCGCAACGACGGAAAAUUAAAGCGGGGAGAGCGAAGCGUCCCUGAGUAGCAGCCAGGGCAGGAGGGAGCGGGGCCGGGCUCCCCUGGCCGGGAGGGAGCGGGGCAGCGGCCGAAACAGGAACCGAACGUCGGAGGAGGAGUAGAAACAGCCCGGGCAUUGCCACCAGGGCACUGCCACCAGGGCACAGCCACUGCCACCCUGAGACUGCCAGUGUCACCCCAGCACUGCCGCAGCCACCCCGGCACUGUCAGCCACAGCCCUGGGGGCACCGGUGGCAACUGCGUGGCUGCCCCGGGCUCUGAGGGGCCGGAGUGCGAGCAGCAGGAGGGAGCCAGCCCCGCGUGGGUGUCACAGCGGUGUCACGGGCUCGGCUGGCAGCGGCAUCUGCGGAGCAGAGAGAGCUGCGGCCGCUGCCGUGGCGGGACAGCCCCGUCCCGGGGAGCUCGGUCCUCUCCAGGUGAGGAGCCCCCUCGGGAAUUAGUGCUUCAGGCACGGUCCCGGCCCCGAGGCCAUGCCCGAGCGCGGUGAGGGCUCCGUGCAGCUCCCCCACGAGCGGCAGCCCCGGCCCGGCCAUGGAGAGCUCAGAGGUGGAGUCGGACAUCCUGCGGCGGGUGCGGGCGCUGCUGCGGGAGCUGGACGGGCACCACCCGUCCUGCCAGAGCGACCGAGGGAUGCUGCGAUGGACCCUGCACAAGAAAAUCCAGCAGAAUCCCGGCACCAGCUGUGUCCUGGUCAGGAUCCUGGUGAAGGAGCUGGAAAGGGCAGAGCGAGGGGACCUCCGGCGCUACAUCAUCCCCCUGCUGCACACGCUGAUGUACACCUUGAUCCAGGCUCCCCGCGUCCCUGACGAGCUCUGUGCCAGGGUUUACGACUUCUGCAAGAGGCUGCUGACGCUGCCCCAGCCCUUCUGCACCAUCGGGCUGGACUACGCCAGCAGGCUGCGGGUGGAGAGGACAGCCCCAGGAACGCUGUACCGAAGGAUGGUCAUUUCGGAGCACGGCCUGCCCAGCGCCCCGGCCCCCUGCCAGGAGAGGAUUUUCAUCUUUGCUGACCCGGAGCUGCUGCCCGAAGCCGUCUGCAAGGCGCUGCUCAGCGACACCGAGGCGGCCCGGCUGUCCCAGAGCCCCGGGGGCUGCAUGGGCUGCGUGGUCACCCACACCCUGCAGGCGGCUCUGGGUGACACCUGCGACAUCCACGGCCUCAGGGCCCGACUCCAGGCGCUGUCCCCGGGGGACGUGGAGCGCUGGUUCCAGCAGGUGGUGGCGGCCGUGGAGGAGGGCUCGGAGCGGGGCCAGCGCACGGCGCGGCUGGAGGGGAUCUACCGCGGCCUCCUGGGCUCCCAGCCCGCAGGGAAUGCUCCCCGGGAAGGGCUGCAGGGGACCCCUCUGCCCAACCCCGACAUCAGCUUCCACCUGUGGACAGAAGAUGAGCAGCUCUGGAAGGAGCUGGUGCUGUUCCUCCGCCCGCUGUCGCAGAGCUGCGAGCCCGAGUGCCUCGGGCAGGACCCGGACGCGGCGGAGGUGCCGGACAUCCUCUCGGAGUGCGACUGCUGCGGGCAGAGCCGCUUCUCGGUGCUGUCCACGGACAGCGGCAUCGAGCGGGACCUGCCCGCGCAGGAGGAGCCCUGCGCCGAGCCCGAGCGCUCCCGGCUGCACAGGAAGGGCGGCAUCAAGAAGAAGCCGUCCCCGCUGGACAGCGUGGCCCUGCUGCAGGCUGGCAGCGCCGCCCCCGCGGGGAAGAGCCCCGGGAAGCUGCCCGGGCGGCCGGGAAUGCCCCCGGAGCAGAGGCUGCACACCGCCCGCCUGGUGCUGCUGGGGGACGACCGCAUCCUGGGCCGCCUGGCGCAAGCCUUCCACUCCCUCAGGAAACGGGAGGCGCGGCGGGUGUUCCUGUCGGCCCGGCUGAACCUGCAGUUCUACCACAUCCCCGUGCUGCCGGGGCAGCCGCGCCCCUCGGCUGCUGCGGACCACGCCGGGCCCGAGGAGCUGUGCGAGGUGGCGGGGUACCUGGGCAGGGCUGACCCCUGGUACGAGAGCAACGUCAACACGCUGUGCCACAUGAUCCCCAAGCUGGCCACCAUGCCCUCGUCGCCGAGCAGGGCCCUGGUGACCGACCUGUUCCUCACCGAUGUCAUCGCCUACUACGCCCGCAUGGGCACCCAGCCCGUCUGCUUCCAGGUGCACUCUGUCAAGGUCCUGUUCCAGGACCCAGCACAGGACCCAGCUGAGGACGUGUUCCUCACGGAGCUGCUGACCCAGGCGCAGGACAGCCCCUCCCACAGAGAGCUGAGCACGGCCAAGAGGAAAGGCCCCCUGGAUGGCCCUGGCAUCGAUCUCACCGUCACCUACAGGAAGGUUGUGCUCAGUGACCGGCAGAAGGAGCUGGCCCUGUCCCUGCGCUCCACGGGCCUGCUGAUGAAAGCCAUCCCUGCUGAGGAGGCUGAAGGUCUGGGCUGCCUGAGUGUGACCAUCACCGAAAUCAUCAGGACCAACCACCUGGCAGGACGGUCGUUCUCCGCUGUGGCAAACAGGUUCAAAACACGGCACCUCAAGGUCAGGAGCCCAGAGCAGAGACCCUUCACAGUGCGGCUGGACAAGGACAGCAGGAGAACCUACCGGGACGUGAUCGGCCUGGAGGUGUCUCCCUGCCUCGAGCCCAGCUACUGCCUGCAGAAGACGAGGACCAUGAAACUCAGCCCCGACGGAGCAGAAGAGGUGGGGCUUGUGAAAUACCUGCCCAAGUCUCUGCUGCUGCCCAUCAACACCUUCGCAGGAGUCACCCAGUGAAGGAAACGGGAAAAGCUGCCGCGAGUUACGGCGUGGGGUCAGCACGGAGGAUGUGGGGAAAGAAUGCGCCAGCGGUGACUUUGGACGGCAGUGGUGUGGAGAGCUGGAUGGGCUGGAGGGCACAGCCGUGCCCUGCUGGUGACAGUGUGACAAUGGCUCACAGCCCUGCCAGGGGCACAGCCGUGCCCUGCUGGUGACACUGUGACAGUGGCUCACAGCCCUGCCAGGGGCACAGCCGUGACCUGCCGGUGACAGUGACAGUGGCUCACAGCCCUGCCAGGGGCACAGCCGUGACCUGCUGGUGACAGUGUGACCAUGGCUCACAGACCUGCCAGGGGCACAGCCGUGACCUGCUGGUGACAGUGUGACAGUGGCUCACAGCCCUGCCAGGGGCACAGCCGUGACCUGGCGGUGACACUGUGACAGUCCCUGCCAGGGACACAGCCGUGCCCUGCUGGUGACAGUGUGACAAUGGCUCACAGCCCUGCCAGGGGCACAGCCGUGACCUGCUGGUGACAGUGUGACAGUGGCUCACAGCCCUGCCAGGGGCACAGCCGUGACCUGCUGGUGACAGUGACAGUGGCUCACAGCCCUGCCAGGGGCACAGCCGUGACCUGGCGGUGACACUGUGACAGUCCCUGCCAGGGACACAGCCGUGCCCUGCUGGUGACAGUGUGACAAUGGCUCACAGCCCUGCCAGGGGCACAGCCGUGACCUGCUGGUGACAGUGUGACCAUGGCUCACAGCCCUGCCAGGGGCACAGCCGUGACCUGCUGGUGACAGUGACAGUGGCUCACAGCCCUGCCAGGGGCACAGCCGUGCCCUGCUGGUGACAGUGUGACAAUAGCUCACAGCCCUGCCAGGGGCACAGCCGUGACGUGCUGGUGACAGUGACAGUGGCUCACAGCCCUGCCAGGGGCACAGCCGUGACCUGCUGGUGACAGUGACAGUGGCUCACAGCCCUGCCAGGGGCACAGCCGUGACCUGCUGGUAACAGUGUGACCAUGGCUCACAGCCCUGCCAGGGGCACAGCCGUGACCUGCUGGUGACAGUGUGACAAUAGCUCACAGCCCUGCCGGGGGCACAGCCGUGCUGCAGGACUGAGCUUUCACCCUUUGCACAAGUCAGGGAACAUCUCGGAGCUCCUCCCUUCGGGAGCAGUGAGGAAGAUCCGUGGCAGGUGCUGCUGGCUGUCCUGCGGGCCCAGCGCCGCUGGCAGCAGCAAUGUUUGUUUUGGAGAUGUCCCACAGCCCAGCAGGGAUCAGUUUUCACCUCACAACCCAAACACGGCUGGUGCUCCCUGUGCCGGACUCGGGCAGCGGACAUUCUGUCCCUGGAGGAGGCUGGGGGCUCACAGGGACAUCGGGAAAUCCCUGCACAAGCAGAGGUUGUUGGGAUAACGUGGGGUUUAGGGGUGACCCGUGGCUCUGCACCCCUCUGCCUCUUCGGGGCCUCGCUCUAGGGUUUGGACACACAAAGGGCUUUGAGCUGGGCCGGAGUGGGGGCUGUGUGUCCAGAGUUUGCUCUGUACAGCUGUAAAUUAUGUAGAUGGAUGAUAAAUUAUUUGUAUAGGUGUCAUGGAUGACUCGUAGCAGAGGGUGCAAUCCUUUUAAUGCCAGUUGGGAGAAAUGAAAAACCCAAGCUGGAACUGCCAGCUGGUUGUGGCUGUGGGUUUGCACGUGGCUGGGGACGGAUGCCCAGGAGUUCCACCUGAAGAUGAGGUUCAGCUGCUCCCUGUGCAGAGCCCAGCCCUGAACAGAUCGUCCAGAGAGGGUGUGGAGUGUCCCUCACUGAUCCAGCUGGACACAAUCCCGUUCCAUGCGCCUCCCGUCCGUGUCCCCCGCGCCCCGGCGGGAUGAGGGCAAGUCCCGGGCUGGCCCCUGGUUUGUGCAGCCACCACCCCAGAAAGAGAAAGGGGAAAUUAUUCCUGUCCCUCGCUGACCAGGGGACCCCCAAAGCAUCACCUGGGCACAGGUGUGCAAGCAGAGAGCAGCACUCCUCCAUGCCAGAGGAUCUCCUUCACUCUGGGCUAUCCCAGGUCAUUCCCAGCUGGAAGUCACUGGUUUCCAGCCUUCCUCUUUUAAUCCCUUCCUGGGUUAAACCUCCUUACCUGCCCUGCCUUCACCUCCAAGGCACAGCCCCUCUCCAGGAGGUGAGUUUUGCUUAUCAAUAAAAAUAAUCAAUGGUCUGA
This is a messenger RNA of Hirundo rustica (Barn swallow), 5103 nucleotides long. RefSeq names its product phosphoinositide-3-kinase regulatory subunit 6 (gene PIK3R6). The transcript is spliced from 20 exons. Lineage: Eukaryota; Metazoa; Chordata; Aves; Passeriformes; Hirundinidae. Gene Ontology annotation, biological process: positive regulation of MAP kinase activity; G protein-coupled receptor signaling pathway. Gene Ontology annotation, molecular function: 1-phosphatidylinositol-3-kinase regulator activity. Bases 699 to 2912 code for a protein of 737 amino acids. Gene Ontology annotation, cellular component: phosphatidylinositol 3-kinase complex, class IB. The record is from RefSeq and is a predicted model, not a curated record.